UGAGACCAAAAUGUAUUCCUCUGAUUUGAUUAAUUGUAUUCAGUUGGGCUUUUGUCCUUGUUUUUAACAACAUAUAUUUUCUUCCUUGCUCUUUUUUUUGUAUAAAAAAUAUGGUCACUUGAGCCCUGGAAUGCAUUAUAUGGCCAAAAGUAUUUGGACACAUGAUUGUAAGCUUGUUGGACAUCCCAAUUCAAAACAAACGGUAUAAAAACAAAGUAAUCUGUAUGUAAUCUUAUCAGCUAGUUUUCUGAGAAGGCUUCUCACAAGACUUAAAAGUAUGUCUGUGGGAGUUUGUGCCUAUUCAGUCAGAAGAUGACAGCAUUUGUAUGGCUGGGAGACAAUGUUUGAUGUUUCGGUUCAUGCUUUGGACAAUUGGUCAACUUUAAAUGUUUCAGAUAUUCCAAAUGAUUUAAAAAGACACCAUGGUGUUAAGAUAAAAACAACAACAGCAGCUUUUAAAUAUUUGUUCCAUUUAUUUAAAAUAAUGAUUAAUUCAGAAAUGUAUUUAUUUAACCAUAGCGAUGCUCUCCAGAUGGGUGGAUUUCAAUGACGUCUAAAAGGCUUUUGCUUUUUCUCAGGGUGAUACAGGUUUGGAGUACAUUUCUAUAUUUAAUAAAUGGAACAUUUAAAAGCUGCAUUUUGUGUUUUCUGUAUCUUACAAUUAGUUGGCAGAUCUGAAACAUUUACAUUUAACAAAAUAGCAAAAAAUAUAAGAGACAGAGGAGGGGCAAAUACAUAUUUCACAGCACUGUAACUAGAAUAAUAAAAAGCAGAUUAUACUGUACAGAAAAAAUAAAUAACUUUGUGGUCAGAUUCAUCUGUGCUGUUCUGUUGUGUUGAGUAUUUUCAUACAGCGUCACUUGUGUAUCUGUGACAAUUUCCUCAGAAUUCAGCCACUCUAUUAUUGUACACAAAGACCUACACAAACAAACACAAAUCUAGUCAAAUGAGCUUCCGCUUUUAUUCAGAAGCGUCAUUUCAUCUGUAACUCCAUAUAGCUAAAAUAAAGCCAUCAUUAUUAUUAUCAUCAGUUCAGGCUGGAGAGCAUCACAAACCCUUAUACUAACACCAGAACUGAUGAAGCUUCAAUUCUGAUUUCAUCGAGAAAGCUUUUAAACAUUCAACUGUAAAAUCAGAUUAUUGGAUUAAUUAGAAUGGAGAUGAGUGAGGAAAUAUAUGACAAUGAUGAAAUUUACGUGAAUGAGAACAUUGUGGAGAACCCUACGACCGGAAACAAGCAGCAGCCUCCAAACUCAGGAUUCAUCACUGCAUGGAGCUGGUGGCACAAACUGGUUUUAGCGUGUCUGGGGCUCUUCUGUGUUUUUCUCCUGAUAGUAAUCAUAGUACUGGGAGUCUAUAUCAGCCUGAAUGUAGAAGGAGAGCAGUUGCAGAAGGAAAACAAUGAGCUCCUAAAGAAGUUGAUUGAACUACAGCGAGAAUGUAUGUAUUUCAACUCCAGUGUUUACAGCAUCAUUACUGAGAAGAAAAACUGGACUAAGAGCAGACAGGACUGUAUACAGAGAGGAGCAGAUCUGGUGAUGAUUGACAGCGAACAUGAACAGAUUUUUAUCAGCAGAUGUUUUCCUAAUACCCAGGCCUGGAUUGGUCUGAACGAUAUAGACAAAAACGGAGAGUGGAUGUGGUUGGAUGGAACAGAACUGGUGACUGGGUUCUGGUGGAAUGGAGAUUCCUAUGAUUAUGCUGAAAAUGAAGACUGUGUUAUAACUGGCUACACAAACUCUCUGUUGUAUAACUGGGAUUUUUCUCCCUGUGAUAACUCUGUUGUUGGGAUUUGUGAGAAAAAAAAUGGUGCCCCCUAAAUGCAUGUCCUUAAUAAACUACUUACCCAUCUGACUUUAUUAAUAAAUUUGAUUAAGUUAGGCAUCCAUUCUUUAGCUAUUUUAAAAUUGUUUGUUGUUCAUAAAUUUGCUUUAGUUAUUCUUCUGUAUAACAAUAUAUGGUCACUAACGACAAUAUGUCAUAGUGUAAAGUGUAUUUUUGUUUUCAUAAACUAAAAUGACAUUUACUGUAUGUGCAUAUUACAGCAUAUCCAUUGUUUUGUUUGGUUGCUUUUUAUUAGCCUGUAAUAAUGAACAUU
This is a messenger RNA of Trichomycterus rosablanca, 2098 nucleotides long. RefSeq names its product CD209 antigen-like protein E. Bases 1155 to 1820 code for a protein of 221 amino acids. The transcript is spliced from 5 exons. NCBI's taxonomy places the organism in Eukaryota, Metazoa, Chordata, Actinopteri, Siluriformes, Trichomycteridae. The record is from RefSeq and is a predicted model, not a curated record.